Oreochromis aureus is the source of this 1226-nucleotide messenger RNA. It is a transcript of the gene tnnt2b, whose product is annotated as troponin T type 2b (cardiac). The record is from RefSeq and is a predicted model, not a curated record. The transcript is spliced from 13 exons. Gene Ontology annotation, cellular component: troponin complex. Gene Ontology annotation, molecular function: troponin I binding; tropomyosin binding; troponin C binding. Gene Ontology annotation, biological process: sarcomere organization; cardiac muscle contraction; regulation of muscle contraction. Bases 130 to 858 code for a protein of 242 amino acids. Lineage: Eukaryota; Metazoa; Chordata; Actinopteri; Cichliformes; Cichlidae.
UGUAGACAUGGGCAGCUUGCCGCCAUGUGAUCCACUACUGGGUUUAAAAGCUUAUAGCCCACAGUGAAGGACACAGUAUACAAUUCCCCAUUGAGCCACAUUGCACGAGCUGGGAACUGCAUCCUAAACAUGUCAGACACAGAGGAUGCUGCAUAUGAAGGAGAACAAGAUGGCACAGAGGAAAAUGAAGGAGAUGAUGCAAAGCCCAAGCAAAGGCCAAAUUUUGUGCCUGGCUUGGCAGCUCCUAAGAUCCCAGAUGGAGAAAAAGUGGACUUUGACGACAUUCAAAGGAAACGAAUGGAAAAAGACCUGACUGAGCUCCAGACUUUGAUUGAAGCUCACUUUGAGAAGCGUAAGAAGGAGGAAGAAGAGCUUAUUGGCCUCACACAGCGUAUUGAGAAACGCAGGUCUGAGAGAGCAGAGGAGAUGAAGAUCAGAGCGGAGAGAGAAAGAGAACGGCAGAACAAACUAGCAGAAGAGAAAGCCAGAAAAGAAGAAGAAGAAGCCAAGAAGAGAGCAGAUGAUGAUGCAAGGAAGAAGAUGAUUCUGUCCAACCUGACUUUCACUGGAUACAGGCAAACACAAAGCGGGACAAAAAAACCAACAGAAAGAGAAAAGAAGAGAAAGAUUCUGAAUGAUCGACGGAAAGAAUUAAAUAUUGAUCAUUUGAAAGAGGACAAACUCAGAGAAAAGGCUAAGGAUCUUUGGGACUGGUUGCGCCAGCUAGAGGCCGAGAAAUUUGAACUUCAGCAAAAAUGCACAAAGCAGAAGUACGAGGUCACGGUGCUGAGAAAUCGUGUCAGUGAUCAUCAGAAAAUUUCAAAGGGUGGCAGGAGCAAGCGUGGCCUGAGGAAGUAACGUCUGACAUCAGCUGGAGAAAAACCAGCAACAUCAGCCAUCCGUAAACGACUGAGCAUAAGAAACUGGAUAAUAAUAUUUUCUUAAUACUUGAAAAUGGAAGAACAAUAAAAAAAACAGUACACAAUUUUAGAUGUUGUUAGUGGAAUAAAAUGCAUGUUAAGUUACUGACAGCAGACUGAUCAGAUGAUGUGGUUUAACUUGUGUUCAUCUGACCAUGUGUAACACAUAAGGAUGAUUUUUUUUUUUAACUGAAUCCAAAAGUUUAAAAAAAACUGACUGAAAGAAAUCAGAGCAACUGAAUCAAUUCUGGUGUGUAGGAUUUUGUGAUUGAAAGGAAUUUAAAUAAACUUGUAUCUAACAAAAUG